Molecule: messenger RNA, 2866 nt
Organism: Terrapene triunguis (Three-toed box turtle)
Lineage: Eukaryota; Metazoa; Chordata; Testudines; Emydidae
Product: solute carrier family 40 member 1-like
Exons: 9
Coding region: 1-1776 (591 amino acids)
Biological process (GO): iron ion transmembrane transport
Cellular component (GO): membrane
Molecular function (GO): iron ion transmembrane transporter activity
Source: RefSeq, a predicted model, not a curated record
AUGGUGGAAGACUCAGAAGGCCUAAAAAACUCUGGAAGUCAGAGAAUAUGGACAGAAACACCCAUCAGGAGAGAGAACAGAUUUAUUGAUGCAGUGCUGAGCUACCUCAUGGGUCCAAGAUUUCUGGUUUAUGCAAGCUGUGCACUUUCUAUAUGGGGAGAUCGAAUGUGGCACUUUGCCAUGUCUGUAUUCCUGAUAGAAUUGUAUGGACAUAAUCUCCUUCUAACAGCUGUUUUUGGGUUAGUGGUGGCUGGCUCAGUACUUGUGUUUGGGGCCUUAAUUGGAGAUUGGAUUGAUAGAAAACCAAGAAACAAAGUUGCUCAUGCAUCGCUGUUCAUUCAGAACUCCUCUGUCACUGCCUGCUGCGUAGUACUGAUGUUGGUGUUCUCUUACAAAGCCGAGAUUGAGCAAAUGUGGCAUGGCUGGUUUACUGUGUUCUGUUAUGCAGUGGUAAUCAUCUUAGCCGAUCUGGCAAACCUGGCAAGCACAGCGCUGACGAUAACCAUUCAGAAAGACUGGAUUGUGGUCAUCACAGGUGAUAACAGAGGCCAACUGGCUGGAAUGAAUGCAGCUAUAAGAAGAAUGGAUCAAGUCAUAAAUAUCUUCGCUCCUCUGUCUGUGGGGCAGGUUAUGACCUGGGCCUCUAAUGUCAUUGGCUGUGGAUUUAUUCUUGGAUGGAACUUGAUCUCUCUUCUGGUAGAAUUUAUAUUCCUAUCCAGGGUGUAUCAACUAGUGCCUCCUUUGGCUGUAAAAUCUCAACAGAAUGCAGGAGAAUAUGUUAUAGAAAGACAAGUGGAACUUACAAAUGUGCCAGGUAAGUAUUACCUAGGCAAUCUUAAUUUGACCGUCUUUCCUGAAAUGCAACGCAAGUCAGUCACAAAACUGCCUCUUUGCUUCAGAAAAAUGCACAGGAUGCUGUGUACGUGCAGAGAUGGCUGGAAAGCAUAUUACAGGCAGUCUGUCUUUUUAGCAGGCUUGGGUUUAGCCUUCUUGUACACCACAGUGCUUGGCUUUGACUGUAUCACUACAGGGUACGCCUACACGCAGGGGAUCAGUGGCUCUCUUCUCAGCAUACUCAUGGCUCUUUCUGCCUUCUCAGGACUAAUGGGCACAGUUUUGUUUACUAAGCUAAGGAAGCAUUAUGGCUUGGCUGUCACAGGAGUCGUAUCCAGCCUCCUCCAUGUAAGCUGUUUAAUGCUGUGUGUGUUUUCAGUCUUUGCCCCCGGCAGUCCUUUUGACUUGGGUAUUUUCUCUCUUCUCACAAGUAAGAACUCUUCCUUAAACCACGAGACACUGCAAAAGAACCAGCUGCAUAUUUACCCAUUCCAAAGAAACAUCAACCAACCCAUACUGCCAGAUCGUUCUUCAAUUCAUUGGACUAAUAAUACUGUGUUGUUGGACAGCGUGCAUGGGAGUGAUCACCCAGAAUCCUAUAUUUCAAUCAUUCUCUUGUUCUCAGGAGUGAUACUAGCCAGAAUUGGUCUUUGGUCAUUUGACUUGACUGUGACCCAGCUUCUUCAGGAGAACAUUCCAGAAUCAGAGCGUGGGAUAGUCAAUGGUGUGCAGAGCUCUAUGAACUACUUGAUGGACCUUGUACAUUUCAUUAUGGUUAUUCUAGCUCCUCAACCGCAACAAUUUGGGUUGCUGGUGAUAAUUUCCUUACUGUUUGUGAUAACGGGGCAUGUCAUGUAUUUUAUUUAUGCUAAAAAAUAUAAAAUUAAAGAAACUGUGAUACAAACAAACUCAGAGAGGAAGCCACAGAAUCCCUCUGUCUGAAAGUCUCAUAAUCCUUUAUUUUAAAAUUAUCCUAUCAUUCAUGGAGUAUAGGUUACUUACAUAAAAAUAUUGACUAAACACACUAGCCAAAAUGUUCCUCUGUUUCUAUUCUUACCCCAAACACACUGCUAUAUCAUGAGAAAUAAAGAACAAAAUACUAAUUGGAAGACUUAUUUCAAAAUACUUAAAGAUUGUGUUUUUUAAAGGACAGUCUCAUUUCUGUAUCUGCUUAGUUUUUACAAUCAGCUCUUUGCAAGGACACACACAACUUAUUCUCAGGGUUCCAGAUGAAAAUGACAGGGCAACGAUUUUCUCCUUUGUUAUCCAUAUGUAGAGAAUAUUAAAAUAGAAUUCACAAUUUGCACAUCACAACCCGCCCUUCCUAAGCAAAUGAUACUGUAGUUUUUUUUUAAACAUCUUUUCCAUCACACAAGAUGGAGCAACAGGAACGUGUCUUCCUAGAUAGUUCGUAGAAACCAAUAACUUAUUUACAGCCAGCACGUUGUGUUCAACUUCUCACUAAGCAAUUCUGUAUUUUUUAUUUUGGACUGGCCGAAUACUGACCCCUGUAUUCAAUAUAAAUAUUUUCCCCUUAUUUGAAAGGUUCAUUGAAGUUAUUAUACUAGAUGAUUUAGGGUUUUUUGCAGCACUUCUUUCUUUCCUACUUUGAUUUUAUUUUUUAAUGCAAAAAAACUAGCUCAGCAUCCAAUUGUUCAAACAAGUUAGUGACUGCAUGGGCAAUCAUUUCUUCACUAAAGCUUUCUUGAAUGCAGUUUCUCUUUUUUUAAAAUAAAGUGAUGUUUUCAAAGUUUAAAUAUGUGGCUGUGUAUGUUGGUCAAAUUACUAUUGGGUAAUGUGAGCAUAAAGUAGAGGCUAUAAGUAUGGUUUCCUAUAAAGACUUGUUCAUGACAUGGAGUUUUCAUUCCUUGAGAAAGAAGCGCAGAGCAUCUUAGUGGAUAGAGCAUAUGGGAAUUGGAUGAUCUCGGCUGUACUCCUGGCUCUGCCAGUUGCGUUCUGGGUAACCGGCAAGUCACAUCGCCACUCUGUGCCCAUUUCCCCAGCAGUAAAAUGUGGAUAAUGAUAUAGACCU